Messenger RNA from Aspergillus pseudonomiae, 606 nucleotides. RefSeq lists its product as uncharacterized. NCBI's taxonomy places the organism in Eukaryota, Fungi, Ascomycota, Eurotiomycetes, Eurotiales, Aspergillaceae. The transcript has a single exon. The record is from RefSeq and is a predicted model, not a curated record. Bases 174 to 503 code for a protein of 109 amino acids.
CCCUGUGGAUGAUUCAGCGACUACAUCCAUACGGAUUCUAUCCCUAAAUAAUCAAUAUUGAGGACUACGAUUCUGAACGUAGUCCUCCCACACGGCCGACGAGGCGAAGGGUGCCUAUGAUCUACGGGGCAGCACCACCCUUCAUCCGAAAAGUACGAGUAUUGGAAUGACACAUGGCAGAGCCGGAAAGGAUGAUUAGGCAUUAUUGUCCUUGGGGUCUUUUGUGUAUUGGCAAUCAUUUACUUUUGCUGAGCCAAAGUCUAUCCACACAUGUCAUAUCUAUGUUCUGGUUCCGUCUCGCGUGCCUCGGUGCGCCCUUCCAUGGGAACGGUCCCCAGCGGAUGAAAGCGAAUAUGCCAACAGUGGACUCGGGAGUCGAGAGAAUUCCCGGCGAUCAAUCAGCGGUCGGGCACGACCUCACCUAUAUCCUCGCAGAGGACCCAGGCGAAACAGAAACGCCAUCGGCGACACACGAAAACCAAAAGAAAUCUCGUUCUACAUGAAUUUUGCCAGGUCAUGUCGACAAUCGAAAAGAAAGAAAGAAAAACGGGUGGGGCAUCGUAAUGAUAAAUAAAACAACAAUCGAGCGCACAACAUCAUUGAAUU